AUGCGAGCCGGCCUCUUCAAGAUCUUUACCAUCACUGCGACCUUUUCUACAGUCCUAUCUGCGCCUGUAGACCCAGCUGAAGGGCAGGUCAACACAACCGAGACCACCGAUCUGCAUGCCGUAGCAACACCUGUAAAGGUUGCUGAAGUCAAGGAUACCGGCGCCGGGGAUGUGUUGCGUCGAACCCGACACUAA
Messenger RNA from Fusarium coffeatum, 195 nucleotides. RefSeq lists its product as uncharacterized. The record is from RefSeq and is a predicted model, not a curated record. The coding region runs from base 1 to 195 and encodes 64 amino acids. The transcript has 2 exons. NCBI's taxonomy places the organism in Eukaryota, Fungi, Ascomycota, Sordariomycetes, Hypocreales, Nectriaceae.